Molecule: messenger RNA, 1652 nt
Organism: Parus major (Great Tit)
Lineage: Eukaryota; Metazoa; Chordata; Aves; Passeriformes; Paridae
Gene: PARM1
Product: prostate androgen-regulated mucin-like protein 1
Exons: 4
Coding region: 53-922 (289 amino acids)
Cellular component (GO): Golgi apparatus; early endosome; plasma membrane
Source: RefSeq, a predicted model, not a curated record
CCGGGCCGGGCUGUGCGUCCCUCCCGCCGCGGCUGCCAGCGCCGCCGGCACCAUGGGCUGCUGCUGCCGCCUCCUCUUCGUCGCCUUCCUCCUCCUCCUCCCGGCAGGGCUGGGUGAUGACUCCCCAGAAUCAUCCCUCAUCCCCAUCCACCCCCCCUUCCUCUGGGGGGGUGUCCCAGUGAAACCAGACUCCAGGGAUGCAGAUGUCCCCACACCAGCUCCUGGCCAGCCCUCCCUGCCCCUGUCCACGGGACCUUCUGGAGAUGGGACAUCCUCCAGGCCCCUGGAGGGGGAUGGCCACAAUGCCACCACGCCUGUGGCAGCACUGUCCCCUGCUCCUGCCUCCGUGGCCGCCACAGAUGGUCCCUCUGAGGCCCCCAGCCCCACCUCGGUGCCACCCACCUCGGAGACAGCCCCGGCUCUCCGGACAGCAGACACUGCCACGAUGGAUUUGGGGGCAGCUUCCAGCCCCACAGACACAGCUGCACCAUCAGCUCCCUCCUCCCUCCCCGCCGGUGACCCCUCCUCGCCUCCCGGGAUGGCCUUGUCCCCAACGCCCGUCCUGGCGAGCCCUGGCGCCACCCAGCCACCGCUGCUGACCAAGGAUGUCCCUUCCCUGGGGACAGUGGCCAUGGCAUCGAGCCUGGCCAUGGAGCCAACAUCCCCCCCAGUGACUGUGGUGAGCCCCACGGAAGCCGAGGCCUCUGAGAAAACCACCGGGGUCACCGUGGAGGAGGUGCCGCGUGCCCUGAGCGCAGGGAGCAUCGUGGCCAUAACCGUGACGGUCAUCGUGGUGGUGGUGCUGGUGUUCGGGGCAGCCGCGUACCUCAAGAUCAGGCACUCCUCCUAUGGAAGGCUUUUGGAUGACCAUGACUACGGCUCCUGGGGCAACUACAACAACCCUCUCUAUGAUGAUUCCUAGCAGGGAUGAAGAAAGAAACCCCAUAAACCCUUAAUUUAUAAGCGCUUCUGCAGCAGAGCAUCCGCUGUCGAGGAGAUGCCGGGCACGGAGCCCCUGCCUCAGGCAGGAUUUCCAGGGGUCUGGUGGAUGACAGGAGCUGGAGAGUGGGUGUGCAGUGCUGACAAUAAACCUGAAUUUUGGCCUUUGAGCAGGAAACCAGGUUCUGGGGCAGGUCAGCCACUUGUUGGAGACAAGGGAACCCAAAUUCCCCAGGGGGAAGGGCUGGGGAGGUCAAGGGAGAGGACGGAGGUUCAGCCAGUGCUGUGGCAUCCUUUGAAAUGCUGCUGCUCUGUGAUUUGGGGGUGGGGUGGGGAGUGAGGGGCUGCUGAGCCAGAGCCAGCAGUGUGCAGGGGUCUCCUGUGCUUUCACGUGUCCCUUUCCCUAAAAUCGCUUCCCUGUGUGUUGCCCUUUGUGAAAUCCUUUGCCUCGUCUCACCAGGAACCACAAACAGUUAUGGGGCUGCUCAGUCUCUGCUCCCUUUCUUUUUCUGCAGGUGCUUCCACACGCAGAAGUUCCUAAUUUAAUUUUUUUUUCCCAUUUAACUGUGGGGGUUUUGGUCCCAAAGCAGCCCAGGAGCCCAGGGGAAGAUGCACUGACCACCCAUUUCACACACGUGGCUGCUUGCUCCACAGCUUUGUUUCCGUUCCUUAAAAAAACUUGGCUGCUAAAAUACAGCGGAGUGUUCUUUUAA